AUGCCAUCUUUAAUCAAUACACUUCAUGCUGCACUUGUACUUAGUACAAAACCAAAUGCUCGAAUAAAACAUAUUGAUACUGAGUCUGCUUCAAAAGUUUCUGGUUUUGUAUCAUUUGUCAAUUAUAUUGAUGUACCUGGUUCAAAUAAGACAAAUGGUAUAUUAACAGGUGAAGAAGUAUUUGUAUCGUCCAUUGCACUUUGUAUUGGUGCAAUAAUUGGUGUUGUUGUUUGUGAAACAGAACAUGCAGCUGAAAUGGCUGCAAAUCUUGUUAAAAUUGAUUAUGAAUUAUUAUCUCCAACAAUUUUAUCAAUUGAUGAUGCUAUUAAUUAUCAAUCUUAUUUUGGUGAUGAAAUAUGUCUUCAAAAAGGUGAUAUUGAAAAAUCUUUUAUCAAUGCUGAACAUAUAUUAGAAGAUACAAUUUAUAUCGGUGGUCAAGAACAUUUUUAUAUGGAAACAAAUUCUUGUAUGGUUAUUCCAUCGAAUGAUGAUAAAGAAAUAACAUUGUAUUUGGGAACUCAAAGUGCAAGUUCUAUGCAAGAAUUAACUGCAUUAGUUCUCGGUCGAGAUGUUAGUCAUAUAACAUGUCAUGUAAAACGAGUUGGUGGAGCAUUUGGUGGAAAAGAAUCAAGAUCUUUUCCUCAAUGUCUUGCUGUCGCAGUAGCUGCUGUUAAAGUAAAUCGUCCUGUUCGUCUUAAUCUUGAACGUCACAUCGAUAUAUCUAUAACUGGACAUCGUCAUCCAUAUAAAAUAAAAUAUAAAGUAGGAUUUACAAAUGAAGGUCGAUUUUUAGGACUUGAUCUUCAAAUGUGGAGUAAUGGUGGUUGUACAUUGGAUGCAUCAAGAUCUGUAAUGGAACUUUCUAUGCUUCAUGUAGGUAAUACUUAUCAAUUUCCUAAUAUUAAAAUUCGUGGUUAUGCUUGUAAAACACAUUUACCAUCAAACACAGCUUUUCGUGGUUUCGGUGGACCACAAGCAAUGUUUGCAUGUGAAACAAUUGUUGAACAUAUUGCUGCAUAUCUUAAACGUGAUCCAUUAACUAUUCGUCGUCUUAAUCUAUUUAAAGAAGACGAUACAACUCAUUAUGGACAAGUUUUAGAAUUAUGGAAUGUUCCUCGAAUUUUAGAUGAACUUAGUAAAUCAAGUGAUUUUAUUCAAAGACAAGCAAAUGUUGUUGAAUUUAAUAGUCAGAAUAUUUAUCGAAAACGUGGUAUAUCUAUGAUACCAGUUAAAUUUGGUAUCGGGGGUAUAGUUAAAUUUUUUAAUCAGGCAGGAGCUCUUGUUCAUAUCUACAAAGAUGGUUCCGUAGUACUCACUCAUGCAGGUGUCGAGUUGGGACAAGGAUUACAUACAAAAAUGAUAUCAAUAGCUGCUGAAGUAUUAGGUUGUAGUAUUGAUAAGAUACGAAUUAGUGAAACAGCAACAGAUAAAGUGCAUAAUAUGAGUCCAACAGGUGGAUCAGUUUCGUCGGAUCUUAAUGGAAUGGCUAUAAAAAAUGCGUGCGAACAACUUCGUCAACGAUUAGAUACACUGAUUGUUGAUAAUAAUGUUAACAUUUCAUGGGACGAUCUUGUAAAACAAGCUUAUUUUAAUCGUAUUGAUUUAUGUGCUCAUGGAUUUUAUGCAACACCAAAUGUGUUUGAUUAUGAUUUUACUCAAAAUCAAGCUGCUUACAAUUAUUUUACACAAGGUGCAGCAGUAACUGAAGUUGAAUUAGAUGUAUUAACAGGAGAUUGGCAUCUUUUACGUGUUGAUAUUCUUAUGGAUGUUGGUAAAUCACUCAAUCCUCAAAUUGAUAUUGGUCAAAUUGAAGGUGGCUUUAUGCAAGGUAUUGGUUUAUAUACUAUGGAAGAACUUAUAUGGGGUGAUUAUACAAAAAAUAAAUGGAUUCAACCAGGAAAAUUAUUUACUUGUGGACCAGAUACUUAUAAAAUUCCAUCAUUUAGUGAUGUUCCAAUUGAUUUUCGUGUUUCACUUCUAUCUGAUUCAUUAAAUCCACGAGCUAUUUAUUCAUCGAAAGGUAUUGGUGAACCACCGCUCUUACUUGGUUGUUCAGUUUUCUUUGCAUUAAAACAAGCAUGUAUGGCCUAUCGUGAACAACAAAGUUUAUCAGAUUAUUUUACACUUUAUUCACCAGCAACUGUCGAACGACUUCGUAUGGCUUGUACUGAUGAAUUUACUCGUCGUACAUGUCAUGAUCAACAUGAAACAUUCCAACCGAAUGGAUCUUUUUGA
This is a messenger RNA of Rotaria sp. Silwood1, 2235 nucleotides long. The record is from the annotation of a GenBank genome assembly. Lineage: Eukaryota; Metazoa; Rotifera; Eurotatoria; Philodinida; Philodinidae.